GUUAUUGUUUUAUUUAUUAUUACAAGCACUGAAAUGUCCGACGACAUUAAAAAGUAUUUUAAUGGCCUGCUGCACAAGGUCAGCGGCCUCUACGUCAUACAGAUAACGGAUCGCGAUGGGGUGCCGCUGCUACGGGUCAGCCACAACCAGGAGAAGAAUGUGGAUUUUGCGUUAAUGCCAUCUUUUAUACCCACAUUCACAACGGCCUGCGAUCAGGCCAGCAAAUUGGGCCUAGGUCGUAAUAAAACCAUUAUUUCCAUGUAUUCCAAUUAUCAGGUGGUGCAAAUGAACAAAUUGCCAUUAAUUCUGACAUUUGUUGGCGCCGAGGAUUGCAAUACGGGUCACAUAUUGGCCUUGGAGCAUCAGGUCGAUGGCUAUUUGGAGGACAUUAAGCUUGCCGUUACAGAGCCAUAAAUAAAUCAAACAACACUUUUGUACGAAAUACGAAUGUGUAGUGUAUGUAUAUUGUAUAUUUAAUAAAAAAUGAAACUUUUUGCUUGGCUUAAA
This is a messenger RNA of Drosophila grimshawi, 507 nucleotides long. It is a transcript of the gene Lamtor3, whose product is annotated as ragulator complex protein LAMTOR3 homolog. The record is from RefSeq and is a predicted model, not a curated record. The transcript has 3 exons. Lineage: Eukaryota; Metazoa; Arthropoda; Insecta; Diptera; Drosophilidae. The coding region runs from base 34 to 414 and encodes 126 amino acids. Gene Ontology annotation, cellular component: Ragulator complex. Gene Ontology annotation, biological process: positive regulation of TOR signaling; cellular response to amino acid stimulus.